Molecule: messenger RNA, 10704 nt
Organism: Mobula hypostoma (lesser devil ray)
Lineage: Eukaryota; Metazoa; Chordata; Chondrichthyes; Myliobatiformes; Myliobatidae
Product: TPR and ankyrin repeat-containing protein 1-like
Exons: 25
Coding region: 418-9201 (2927 amino acids)
Molecular function (GO): ATP binding; protein binding
Source: RefSeq, a predicted model, not a curated record
GGGAUUGGGGACGAAACUCGGAUGGGGUGCGGAGGUAGUUGUUCCAAUGUUCUCGCUCCUUCCCCACCCAGCUCUCCUGCCCUCGCAAUUCCUAUCGACCCCAACUUGCUGACACUCUGCAAGUUUCACCCCGCAGCUUCGCCGCCGUUCUUGCAUUGCUUCUGUUACCUUGGCUUCUUCAGAAGGCAUCCCUUUGAAUUGAGGUGUAGAAGACCUUACCAGCUCCAGCUUUGUUCGUUUGGCCGCACGGUUGUUGUCUGGUGAAUAUCCUGGAAUUAAUUACAAAUAAAUCCUCAAUGCGGGGAAGAAGACCAGGAGACUGAAACAGACAGAACAACACAUUAAUAGACCUGAAAAAGACUCGAGUGCUGAACUCUGGAGGGCUUCUGCACCCCGGUCAGAAGACCAGUGUGAAGAAUGGAUCAGAUUGCAUUUGCAACACACCUAAAAUUUCUUGGAAAUGAAGCAUUUAAGCAAAAGAAAUAUCACGUUGCACUCCAAAGGUAUGAUGCGGCUCUGCAAAUCCUUCAACGUUGGCAACCAGAAGGAAGGGAGUUAGCUGUGCUCUUCUGCAACAAAUCCAAUGCCCUUUAUAACCUGGAAUUGUGGCAAGAAGCUCUUCAAUCUGCUCACUUUGCUACUGCCAUGGACCAUACUUAUAUUAAGGGCUACUACUGGGCUGGAAAUUCUUCACUGAAGAUGCAUAAUAAUGAGCUGGCUUGUCGUUUCUUCUACGAAGGGUUAAAUGUCUUGGAUGAUGAUCGAGGCAGAAAUCAGAACCAGAUUGCAGAUUUCGUUGUUGGAAUCCUGAUAGCUCAGGGGACAGAUCGCAGGACUUUUGAGAUCCUAAAAUGGAAAAGUUACAGUCCCCGGAUUUGGCAAAUAGUUAUAGAUAAAGCUGCAAUUAAAAAUUUAUGGAUGGCUCUUUAUCUUGCAGUUUGCGAAUGUAGAUGUAUCCCAAGAAACAACUACAGUGCCAAGCAAAUUCCACUUAAGAACCUAUUCGGGUGUGUCCCUCCUGGGGUUGAACCAGUGCGUCAAUGUACGUGGAUAAUAAAACUUUUCCGUGCCUUAGUGACUCAGCAUGCAAACGUCGAGAGUAUUGGACCAUUUCCACUUCAUUCCAUCCUCAAACUUGCUAUAAGGACCAAUGAUAAAAAACUCUUUAAGUGGAUUCUAAAUCAAAAACCAUCCCUGAACGACACAAUUAACCACCAGGAUGAAGAUGGCCAAUCUCUUUUACAUAUAGUGGCUUCUUGGCACACAAUGGCAAAUGGAUAUAGUCGGAAUUGUCAGACUGAAGAUGUCCGCACUCUUCUACAGUUAGGAGCUGAUCCCAGCGUUCCUGAUAGAUUAAACCAGCUUCCAGUUGAUUAUCUGCGGAAAAAUAAGAACAUUGUAGCAGUGGAUUUGAUCAAUGAACACUGUACAGCUUUCUCAGCAAACCGAGCAUUCAAAGAAACAGCAAGCCAGGUGGAGGAGUGUAUGUCUGCUUUCCCUGUUGUUACAUUGGAGGAGGCUGCUGCACAACUUAAGCAGUUUUGUGACUCACUUGACAGAGAGAAGCCAUGCAAAAACUUGUUAGCCCAAAGACAAGUUCAAGUGUUUUUGCAACAGCUCUCCACACAGACAGAGAUUAGCACAGCCACUUUAACUGACAUGGACCCUAAAUUUGUAACCAACUUGAUAAAGCAACUUCUUCACAAAUGUAAAUGGGAUGAAGCUUUGCGCCUACUGAAUGUGGGAUCUAAUGAAAUGCAAAGCAAAGAAACUGUUUUGAGAUACGACUUUUCAGAUUUGAAUUUUUGCCCAAUUAUGUGCAAUCUUAACCAGCAUGACAACAAAGAAAUAAUUCUGCAAAAAUUAAUAGAUUCUGGAGCUCCUGUCUGUGGAAUUGGUAGUCAAGAAUCUCCAAUGCAGUUUUCGCUGAGAAAGGAUGAUUUCAAGCUUGUGCAUUUCUUGUUGAAAAAUGGGGCAAAUCCACGUGAUCUUAGUAUAAUGCGAGGUGACACUCCUCUUCAUGCUGCAGUUUAUAUUGUUCUGGACAAAAAGGAUGAGUUUGGCUUGCACAUAUUGAAAUAUCUGUUGGAGAACUACAACUCUGAAUCAAGCUUCCCAAACCUCAACGCCAGCUCUCAAGAUAAGGAUGGAAAUACUGUGUUGCACAUCAUGUUUCAGAGACCCUUUUCAAAAAACCAUGAGGAAAUAAUGGAUAUGAUAACCAAGUUUGAAAUCAAUGACAGGGUGAAAAACAAGGAUGGGAAGCUAUUUUCCUACAAAAUUAAGAAAGAUGACCAGCGGAUGAUUGUGUGGAAUAAAGUGAAAUCACGUUAUCGAAAGAAAAGAGAACAAAAUGACCAAAACCAGAAGGCACGGACAUCAAAGAGUAUGAAAAAUGUAAUGCAUGUUAAGUGCCCCUCUCAUCAGACAACAGAAAUACCAUGCGCUCUACAGUCUCAGGAGUGUGAUCUUAAUAGUGCCAGUUCUCAAGCAGUAGAAGGACCAUCAUUAAAGUUAUUGAAUGAAGAGCAUGUUUUAUCUACUCAGCAAAUUGUUGCAAAUGAAAUUGCAAAAUUGAUUCAACAAUUUCAUGUCAUUGAGACAACAACAGAAGAACACCCUUUAAAAAUGCCCCUUUCUGAUGGCCAGCUGAGUGACGCAACUCAGGCUAAGUCUGAAGUUCUCAAAGCAGACUUUUAUCAAAAUGCUGCUAAUGUUGAAGCUGUAAUGUUGAAUGGGGCUGGUGAUAUAGAGCAUCAAAACCUGAUACCAGAAGAAGUGACCAAUUUACAGGACCUGGAUUUUGAUAAUAUGACGUGGGAGAUUGAAUGCACAUCGGAAGUACUGAAGAAGCUUGGCUCUAGAGAUGUACCUCAGCACAUGAAGACGAAAACUAUAAAAGCGAUUCAACAACUUGGUAAUGGAGAAUGGACACAAAGCCUCCAGAAACCACUCAAGUACCUGAAAAGCCCCAUCAAACUUUACGAAGCCAAACUUGACAAAGGGGCACGAAUGCUGUGGGAGCUUGCAGUGGACUUUUCACCCCGCUGCAGUGAAAAACCAGAGAAGAUCUUUGAAUCAGAGCUUUCUUCCCAUCCUCAGGAGCGAGUCACAGGAAGGAUAUAUAGUGAGAUCAUUCGAAUCUGGGAUAUUAUCUUGGAUCACAAUAAGGUUGAUCGAGCCUUGACAGCAAUUGCCAGUUCAUACAACCGCGGAGCAGCCUGCAGCCUCCGGAAGAAACUUAAAGGUAUAAGCAAAGCUGUGUUUACCUCAAACUUAAAUGCCCAAAAGAAGAUCCCAUUGAUCUUUGUAGAAUAUGUCAAUUGGAAAGAACUGAAAGAAAAGCUACCAGAAUACUUCCCACCUGCCAGUGCAGUGGAGACAGAAUAUAACAUAAUGAAGUUCCAUAGCUUUAGUACUAAUAUGGCUCUUAAUAUCAUUACUAAUCUGGAAUCCAGGGUUGAAUAUCCUUUUAGAGUGGGAGAAUUGGAGUAUGCAAUAAUUGACCUUGACCCCAAACCAUUGGAAGCAAUCAUUCUCAUUGGACGAAGUGGAACUGGGAAGACCACUUGCUGUCUGUACAGACUUUGGAAACAUUUUCAGCUCUACUGGAAGAAGGUAGAAGAGGUUGGCAGCCCCCUGCUGGUGCGACAGCUUUGGCUUAAGAAGAAAUCUCAGGUUGACAGUGAAAAGGAUGAAGCAGUGAUUGACUCAUCAGAUUGCGCUAAUGGGGAGAAUGAUUUUCAAUGUAAUGCACAAAAUUGUGAUUUGCAUCUGAAUGAAGCAUCACUUACUACUUGUGACAGUGAAUUGACACAUCAUCAUGAAGAUGAGCCAGAAGAUGAUACUGGUAUCAACCAACUUGAGCACUUGCAUCAAAUUUUUGUCACCAAAAACCACGUCUUGUGUCAGGAAGUCUUGAAAAACUUUAUUGAGCUUACCAAAUCCACCAAAGCCACAAACCAUUUCAAACCUCCUGAUCUCACAUUUUAUAGACUUCAGGAUAUUAAUGAUGAGAAUUACCCCCUAUUCAUGACCUCUAAACAAUUGUUGCUGUUGAUUGAUGCAUCCUUGCCAGAACCCUUUUUCCCUCGGAAUGAAGAUGGCAGUCUAAAAAGGAACAUUGCGGGGUGGUCUGUUCAAGAAGAAAUGACAAUACCAGAUUUGCAUGGUGAGGAUGAAGAAGAAGAGUAUGAAGGAGAGUUUCUAGAUGAUGAACAAAUGGCUGUAGAGGAUCACAGCAAAGAAUUUGAUCCUCGUAUCUUUGUUUCUUAUGAAGUAUUUGCAUGUGAUAUUUGGCCCAAAAUGGUAAAAGGAAAACCACAGUUUAAUCCUGCUUUGGUGUGGAAGGAGAUCAAAUCCUUCUUAAAAGGUUCUGUUGAGGCUUUAAAUAGCCCUCAAGGCUGUCUAACAGAAGAACAGUAUAUUAACCUGGGGAAAAAAAGAGCACCAAACUUCCGUGAAGACAGAACAGAAAUCUAUUCCUUCUUUCAGAUGUACCAGCAAAUAAAAUCACAAUACGGAUACUUUGAUGAGGAAGAUUUGUUGUACAGCCUUUCCUUGCGACUGUCCAAAUUAGAUGAACUUCCGUGGUCCAUUCAUGAACUGUAUGGUGAUGAAAUACAGGAUUUUACACAAGCAGAGCUUGCAACCCUCAUGAAGUGCAUCAAUGACCCAAAUUCUAUGUUCCUUACUGGUGAUACAGCUCAGAGCAUUAUGAAGGGUGUGGCUUUCCGCUUUAGUGACCUGCGUUCCCUGUUUUAUUAUGCCCGUGAUUCUAGUCAAAGCAAUAAGAAACAGUAUCAUGUAAAAGUGCCAAGCAAAAUAUAUCAGCUACAUCAGAACUACCGGUCACACUCAGGAAUUUUGAAUUUGGCUUCGGGUGUGGUGGAUCUUCUCCAAUAUUAUUUUCCGGAAUCCUUUGAUCGCUUGCCAAGAGACACUGGGCUCUUUGAUGGACCAAAACCUUCACUGCUGGAAUCCUGCAGUGUCAGUGACUUGGCUAUUUUGCUUCGAGGAAAUAAACGGAAAUCCCAGCCAAUAGAAUUUGGAGCUCAUCAGGUUAUUUUGGUUGUGAAUGAAGCAGCCAAGGAUACAAUCCCAGAGGAGUUAAGUCUUGCACUUGUUCUGACUAUAUAUGAAGCUAAAGGUCUGGAAUUUGACGAUGUCCUCCUUUAUAAUUUCUUCACUGAUUCUGAGGCUGAUAAGGAAUGGCGGGUCAUCUCUUCCUUUCAACCUUCACCUCAGUCAAAAGACCACCAAGAAGUAUUACUAGCUCAACCUUUGGAUGAUGUCGUUCCUCAAAGCAGGCCCCUUGCAUUCAAUUCAGAGAGGCACAAGCUGCUGAAUUGUGAACUAAAACAGUUGUACACAGCCUUCACAAGAGCAAGGGUGAACCUGUGGAUAUUUGAUGAAAACAAAGGAAAACGUGCCCCAGCCUUUGAAUACUUCAUCAAAGGACAUUUUGUCAAUGUUGUCAAAACCAAUGAAGAUAAAGAGCUCGAUGACAGCAUGUUUGUUAAAACUUCGACAAAACAAGAAUGGACAGAAAGAGGCGACUACUUUGCAAAACAUCAGUGUUGGAAGGUUGCUGCCAAAUGCUAUCAGAAGGGUGGAGAGUUGGAAAAAGAGAAACUAGCACAAGCUCAUGAUGCUGUUCUCAAUGUACAAGUCAAGAAAAAAAGCUCAAGGGAAAUUCAGAUGGAAUACCUUCAACUGGCUAAGACGUACCUGGAGUGCAAGGUUCCAAAACUCUCGCUGAAAUGUUUGAGAAAUGCAAAGGAGUUCAAACUUUGUGCUGAAUUGCUUGAGAAAUUAGGAAAGGUGGGAGAAGCAGCUACCAUGUACAGAAGAGCUCAGUGCUACAGACAAUCUGCAAGGUGUUUUGAACAACUGUGCCAGUUUGAAAUGGCUCUCAAAAUGCUCUGUUGUGGUGAAUUGUAUGAAGAAGCCGUACAGGCUGUGUUGAGGUAUGAAGCAAUACUUCGUGAAAAGAAAGAGCCUUUUACUAAACUUCCAUACUCUGUGGAUCAGUUCCGGUUAGAAGCUGCUGCAAAGUAUCUGAGGGAAAACAAACUCACUGAAAUGAUGGAGCCUUUGUCUCUGCUGGACCUUGAAGACCAGCUAGUUUUCUUAAAGUCAAAUAAGUGUUGGCCUCAAGCAGCUGAGCUGCUGAAAAACCGCGGUCGAGCAGAGGAGGCUGCCAUGUUAAUGCGGGAGCAUGGGAGGCUCCAGGAAGCAGCAGAGCUUUCAAAUCAGAAGGAAUUUCAAGCCGAAUGUCUUAUUGCUACAGCCCGAUUGAGCCUUCUGAAACAAAGGAAUAAAGAAAGAAGUACAGUAGAAAAAUCAGCUGUCCAAGAAAUGCUGGAUGAAGCAACUACCCUCUUGAAAUCUGUAAAAAGGCAUUCCUCUAACAUAGCAGAAGCUGUGCUACUGGAAGGGCUUCUGAGAGAGGAGACGACUCUGAUUGAAAGGGCUCUUACAUUGUUUGUUCGUGAAAAUAAUGGUGCUGGAGCUAUGGAAAGCCUAUUUUAUUUAAUGCAGAAAGACACUAUGGUUUCGUCGUAUUUUGAACAAUCAUUAACUUGUCUGGAGUUGUUGUUGAAGUUAAUGAAAGCCCUUGAGAAUCCACAGAAUAAUGCUCAGAAAGAGAUGGUGAAAGCUUGCUAUGCAUUUUUUGGAAUUUUACCAGAGAAUGUUAAAUAUUGCAGAAUCCCAGUAUAUGAAGGAGUAUGGUUCUUUGAACUAGUUUUUGACCCCGAUCUUAAUGAGAAGCAAGGCAGUUUUUACCAAUGUGAAAUGAAAGAAAUUAAAACCUUGUUACAGAAGCAUUUCUUGCUUCGCCUUUGUGACUUUGCUGGAAAACUCAAGUCAGCAGGACAAAAUAUUCCAGAUGUUUGUUCUAAGUUUAUUUGUGGCUUGCCCUGUGGGUUGGAGUCCUGUCCAGAUUUACAUAAGAUUAUGAAAAGGCAUGAAGCAAAACGUUCUCUUGAAGCUAAAGUGUAUCUGACAGUUCUGAAUGGGAUUUUGCUCGAAGCUAAACUUCUCUGGCCUGAAAAGAAUUUUGCAGAGGUUAAGAAAAUUGAAGAGAUCCUCACUGGAAAUCCUUAUGCUUUAUGCACCUUAAUGAUGAAUGCACUUUACCCAAAACAUUUCUUUCGCAGCAUUAUAUCUGCCAACCCUGCUGCUUGCUAUGAGGUCCUGGGAUUAGUUAAAAGAAAUGAUUACCAAAGUUUCAGGUCUGUACUGAAGGCGUACUUGGAUCACUGCUUUAAAUGUUCCUCAGUUCAGGAGCGAAGAGAAUCAACAGAUUUUUGGUUUCACGUGCAACAAGUGUAUCUUCUAACUUCUGACUAUGCCAAGAUUGACGAGCUUCUCUCUAAAGAAGAGCAAGCGUAUGACUCUGAACGAAGGCAUUGUGAUUGCUUCACAGAUGAUCAGAACAAAAGGAUGAAAAAGAGAUCUCCAAAAGGCAGGCUUGGGAUGUUGCCCACCAACACGCUACAUUUGUGUAUUUUCAGACUGCUGUUUAUGUCUAUGAAAAAUUUCUAUGAAAGCUCAGACCCAGAGCAGUGUAUUCAUAAUUUUUUCCGGUUCAUGAAUGUGCUCGUUAGAAGAUGUAGGGAUCCUCUCAUCCCCAGUAUUGCCAACACUGUUACGGUUCUUGAAUUCCAAUUCAUUUUAUGUUCUUGUGUCCUUAUGCAUCUUACAAAGAAUCUUGUUGUCUGUCUUCCACGAAGCUUUAUUGCUCUUCUCCAUUAUUGGAACUUCAUGUUCAAAGGACAGUUCAGACAUACAAAACCAAAAAACAUCUUUAGCAUUAUAAAUGACUAUAAACCAAAGGAAGUGCCCAAAGUGGUUUACAGAAUGAGGCGACAUUUAUCCUACCUGGCCUCUGUCUUGUGUGGUGAACGGGACAAAGACUUCAAUGUUCUUCUGGAUGCUUUCAGUGAUCCAGACUAUACUUCCUCAGGAGAGGCAGAGAGGACAGUGGUCCUUUGCCUGGUAAUGUUGAUCAAUGCAAGACAAGUUCUAGAACCUUGGGCAACAGAAAUGAUCAGAUGCAACUUCAGGAACGUGGGAAAGAAGCUGAUAAAACUCUCCCAGUACCAUGAGACAAAGAUUCCCGCAAGAUUAAGAGAUCUUGUUGAAAAAGUUAAUGGAGCACAAAGUGUUAAAGAUGUAGUCAGCAGUCUUCAAGAGUUACUGAAUAAAAGGGAUGAUGAGAAUUUACAUGACUGCAUUUGGAAAUGGGACCACUAUUCUGGCCCUGGAUUUGUGCGAGGUAUUUAUUUUCGAAACCUUCACAUUGAAAAUUUUACUGAUGAAUAUCAAUCAAAAAAUAAUGAAAUGGUAGCCAUCCCAGAUGAAGAUAUUGCUGCUGAUGCUGCUCAGUAUCUUGAAGAAAAAGAUGAUUGUCUACAGGAUGUGGCUUCUCAAUUACGGAAAGCAAUUGUGAGAAGUAAAUGGCAAAGUUUACUACAUGUAAUUAGUGUGUGCAGAUACUUGCUAACGUUGAUGACAGUUUCGGAUGUAACCCAGCAAAUGGAAGAGGUUCCCAGCCACUUCAGAGAAGCACACAUAGAUGAGACACAGUGUGAUAUUUGUGGAGUAAAGUUUACAAGAAAUGCUAAAGGUUUUGCUGAUAGCCAGGAGCAGGAAUUUGAAGAGACCUUUGAUCAGACCUCAGAAAACUGGGAAGAAAAUGAAAAUGAAGAACAUGGUGAAGAUUUUGAAAACCAUAUCAGGCAUGAAGAACACAAGAGGAAAGAAGCUGUCUAUAAAGCUUACUUGGAUUACUUCAGAAUUUCUGUGGAGCCUAUCAUGGGCAAAGGCAGAACUUUGCUCCAUUGCCUUGAGGAAGUGGCGACAGAACAUUUGACAUCAAAAGAAUUAACGAAAGUGAAGUAUGGAAAACUGAAGAGCAGUAUGGCUGCAGUUGUAGAUUUAAUAGACAAUAUCUACAACCAAAAGAUCUGGAUAAAAGGUGAAGAAAUGUUGUCGCUGAAAAUUGAAAGCCUCCAGAAAAUUGUAGAUAGCACUGACCUAUGGCAGAAGCAAUCUUGCAACCUGAACGAUGAUGGGCUUGAAGCUAACCAGAGUACAGCUGAUUUUCAAGGCAUCGAAGAUGGUCAUGAAAAUUUUGAUGAACUGUGCUCCAAGAAGAAAAAGAAGUCCUCAAAAAAGAAAAGGAAGCGUUAAUUUGGAGCUAUAUUUGUACAAUGAUUGAAGGUUUGGGGUAUCAAUCAUUUUCCAUGUAAAUAUAUAAUUCUGCAUUUAUUGAAAAUAUAUUCUUGUAUAUUGGUUAGAACUCUUCUUAACAAUUUAGCAAAGGCCAGAUUUUCUCACCUGUUUACCAAUACCUUUAUAGCAUUUUUCAUAGUAACUUUUUCAUCAUUUUUAGUUAUGUUCUUGGAAUUCUGAUGUGAUGUACAGUCAAUAUAUCCCUAUGAAAACAUUUUGUAUCAAUGUGUCAGAGUAUCAUUGUUUAGAUAGGCGUAAACUUCUCUAAUUAUUAGUGGACCACAAGACUUGUAUCAGGUGCAAGAAUUAAUGCAUUCUGAUAUAUACCAGAAAUAAAAUGUAAGCCUGAAUUGCUUUUAUUGAGUAUUACCUCUAAAUGCUAGGGCCUCCUCUAGGCAAAAUAGAGUUAAUAUGUUCUCAACUGUUUUAAAGGUUUUAAUUUCUUGAUACCAAUGUUAUAAUUGCUGUAUUCGAAAUUUUAUAUUGACUGGUUUGAUGAAAGCAUUGUAAACUUAUCAUUUAAGUAUGAUUAAGUGUUUCAAAUGUUUUUGAGUACAAUUGGAAAUUAUAUUUUUAGGUAGACAAUUUGGACCAAGAUCAACAGAGGGCUGAUUCCCUUAUAAAAUAUAGAGGAAGUGUUGUAUACUAUAAAUAAAAUAAUGAUUUGAAUAUAAGAAUUGUUUGGCUGGUAGGUAAAGUUAGGGUCCAGUUGAGUCAGUCAGUUCAAGUACCACAACUUGGAGAUUUUUCUAAGAUUUCAAAUUGCAAUGGUAUAGUUUAAAUUACGCUAUUUAAGAGUAGGCCAAUAAGCAAACCUGAUCACUGGCAUGGAGCUUUACUUUUUUUCUUUUGAAAGAUUGAUUCCUUUCAAUAAAUGCCAGUAAGUAACAUGAUUUCUGGUCUCCAAUCAUUUAAGACAUUUUUACUCAUAAAACCAUAAGAGCAGAAAUAGACCAUUUGGCCCAUUUAGAACCUUUACUAUUGAAAUGAGAACUUUUCAAGACAUAGAUGAUUCCUUUUGCAUUAUUUGGAAUGUGAUUACAAAUUUGUUGAUUACUUGUAGAAGAAAAUUUAAAAAAAACAGAAGUACAAGCUGACUUUCAAGUGCUGAACAACCUUUGAAAUAGUUUUUGUUCUUGAAACUAUCUCCAGAAGCUCCAGUUUCAACCCACAUUCCAAAGAUGUAUGGUUAGUAGGUUAAUCGGUCACACUGAGCAGUGUGAAGGGCCUGUUACUGUAAUGUAUCUCUAAAUAAAAAUAAAAGAUUUCAAAGAAAACAAUUAGCAAAUAACAAUAUACUUUAACAAUAAUUUUUUUUUCCCAGGAAAUGGUGAGUAAAAUUUUUCACCAGCUGACAAACUUUUUUCUAGAAGGCCAUGUUAGUCUUUAUUUUUGUUAAAAUUUUUAACAAUUGUUCGAAAGAUUUUGAUCUGUAAAAUGUAAAAACUGAAGUAAAACAUU